This is a messenger RNA of Neurospora tetraspora, 1013 nucleotides long. RefSeq lists its product as uncharacterized. NCBI's taxonomy places the organism in Eukaryota, Fungi, Ascomycota, Sordariomycetes, Sordariales, Sordariaceae. The record is from RefSeq and is a predicted model, not a curated record. The coding region runs from base 416 to 793 and encodes 125 amino acids. The transcript has a single exon.
AAAAGAAGGGAGGGAGUGGAAGGGGUUGAAGGAUGGAAAGGGCGAUGGAACGCUGGUCAAUGGAACGACGACGCCAAAGACGGCUAGCAGUACUACUGUUGCUGCGACGGCGAAUGGCUCGACGACGACGAGUGGGACUACGAUGAUGAAUGGGGCGCCGACGAGACCGAAGCCGAUGGACAUGUACUCUGAUGAACCAUCGCCGAAGAGUACGCCGAAGAGUAAUGGGGAUUAUCUCAAGGGUGGGAGGUAAUCGGCACCGGCAGAGAUCUGUGUCGACUUUACGCUGCGGCUCUUUCUAGAGAGUCUUUGUUUCAACCCCGAAUAAUUCCUUUCGGGGUUCUCUGCGUUGUGUCAAAUUUCGGGAAUUACGCUUUGGACGGGGUAUUAAAACACGGAAAGCGAGCGAACGGGUAUGUAUAAACGAGCGAAAGUAUCAGCAUGGCGAGGCGUUUGGGGUCUUUUGGGUUUCUCGAACGAUAAACAUGGUUCGGCGAGUUUUGGCGUUAUGUUUCUUUUGCUAUUUCACUCAAGCUUCUUGAGGCUGUUGUUUCAUUACCUGGUUAUAAUACCCUACCAUUUUCUUGCUGCAAUUUUUAGUGCGGCUUUCCUUCAUACUCUUUUAGCCAUCGGUUUCUCCUUUGCUUGCCUGCUGUGUGGUCUUCACGAACGAGAGGAUAACAAAAGUUUGAAGCUUUCUUCCUUCCUCUUUCCUUUUCGGCGGGAUGGAUGGAUAUCAAGCACGGAAGAAGGAAGGGAACGGGUUUUGACGUUGCUGCGAGCCCGGUUCUAGCCAGCCGGGCAUUGGUCGUCAAGUGAGUUGAGCUUCAUUAGAGGAGGAAACACAACAAGGAAUGUACAUACAAUAUACGGGGACGUGAUAUGAGCGCGCACACACACACAACUACAAACACUAGUAUAUACCCGUGGGAUGGGAUGUAAUGAUAGAAUGGUAAUUUUGAUGGGAAACAAAAGAAAGAACGAUAUAGGAAGCUACCUACCUUAUCCACCGA